AUGGAAAUGCAGUCUUUGGGCAAGGCAUUCAGGUCUGAGCAGACUCCCAAAAUUAACGGAGGCAGCACAAGACAGCAAUCUGCAAGGCCAAAGAGAAAUGCUCCCAGGCCAGUUGUGAUUAGUCUGGAUGUUACCGACUCGAGUGAGGAAGACAGUUUAAGUGACUAUGCACCUUCUCCAAGUCCAGAAGCCCCAAAAGAAGAUGAGCAGCCUCUUUUUACACCUAGCCCUCCUCGAGAGAAGCAAGUUAGCCGAGGCAUUAUGUCAGAUUCCGAUUCUGAACCUGAAUCUGACUGCGAGGAGGUGGUUCCAGUUGAGGUUACAUCUGGUACAAAGAAACGAAAGAUAGAUCAUUCACCUGACAACUCUUAUGAUGAUCCCAGUGACGACCUUUUUGCUAUUGAUUUUAACUCUUGCCGUAGUAAUGCCAAGAAGGAUGCCAUGAAGGAAAUGAAUGAAAUUAUGACCGUUGAAAAAGAACGCGACAAGGAGAAACUGAAGAAAGACGUCGAAAGCUCAGAGCUAGCAGAUCUGUCCGAUUUGGUCGAUGAAAGGAGCCGUGCUGAGGACGAGGUCAUUGUGAUUGGGGAACCUGGCAGUCCUGAGAUGUUGGAUGAGUUGUCUCCUUCCUUGCCAAAAUUUAAAGGGAGAAAACGAAAUAUGCUCAAGAGAAACCGGGAAACACAGAAGGCCAUAAAAAAGCUUGAGGCUUUAGCAAAUAUGGCAAAAAAAGAGAACGAUGACAGCAUGAACCAGAGCGGCAUGAGCGAUAUUUUGGUAGUGAGUGACGACGAGAGCGACAACAUAAAUACAGAAAUAAAUCUGCGUGUACGAUGGGGGACUGAAUAUCUCCGUAUACCCAUUAAAACGACGCAGAAGUUUUCUCACAUAUACCAGACACUUGCAGAAAGAUUUAAUGUUGGUGUCGGUCAGAUACUCCUCAGUCUCAACGACAAGAUCAUAAAUCCCGAGGUUUACCCAAAAGAGCUGGGACUUAAAGUUGCAGACAUAAUAGAGGGUGGAAUCCAGUCAAAAGACUAUUCCAAAGAAGCAGAAUCUUCAGAGAACAACGACCCAGGAAGUAUUCGACUUAAAGUACAAAAUGCAGAUAAAAAGGGACUUGUUCACAUAUACAUAAAUCGAUACGAUAAAAUGCAAUUGCUAAUGGAAAAAUACGCAAAAGAAAAGAAAGUCGAUGUUAGUACUCUAAGGUUCCACUUUGAUGGUGAGAAGCUAGAUCCCAGUGACACACCAGAUAACUUAGAUUUGGAUGGAGAUGAAUGCAUUGAUGUUUAUCAUAGUUAGUUUAUAUUUUAGUGUUAUUUUCAUGAUAUGCUAAUAGAAUUCCAUGUUUGGAGAAGUUUGAAUAAAUUUUUAUAUGUAUUUA
Molecule: messenger RNA, 1387 nt
Organism: Penaeus indicus
Lineage: Eukaryota; Metazoa; Arthropoda; Malacostraca; Decapoda; Penaeidae
Product: DNA repair protein Rad60-like
Exons: 9
Coding region: 1-1305 (434 amino acids)
Biological process (GO): cytokine production; positive regulation of transcription by RNA polymerase II
Source: RefSeq, a predicted model, not a curated record